AUGGCGAAACCCGAAAGUCAUUAUUGGUAAAUCAUUUUGACUUCUUCAGGACCAUAUAUAAACCGGCUCCCAGUGCUAUAACAAUAAGAGUCAAAACGAAACUGAUAUAUCACGCUGCAAAGGUAAAAUUUACAGACGAACAACAGAAACCAGGUAGGGAAAAUGUUUGAGUCUCUUUCACAACACAAGAUAUACAUCCAUUUUGAGAUUCCUUUAAUGAAGAAUCUUUCUUAGUUUAAAUACAUGAUUGAGAGCAAAGUUGUAGACUCGAGUCAUGCGACUAAUUCGACUCGAGACUGUCGAGAGCAAUUUCUGUGACUUGACUUGACUUGUUAUUUUGAUCAACAACUUUUGACUUGACUUGGACUCGGAACAAAAUGACUUUUGACUUGACUUGCACUUGCACUUGCAAGAAAUGACUUUUGUUACCAACGUAACUUAACGUACAGUCGUAAAUAUCUAGUGAGAAUGAACUGUUCUACAACUUGCACCGAAAAUCGAUCCAUGCACAACGAGUAAUGCAGCCAUACGCCAAUAUCGAUGUAUCAUGCUGUGAGUCUGUUAUGUAUAGUAUACUAAUAUAUAAUUGUCAUGGGUGACUCCCCAGUUCAUGGAAAAAGAACUGUACAGAAUGCCUUGCGACUUGGAUUGGUCACAGGUAAAACGAUUUGUGACUUGACUUGGUACGCGGGGUGAAUGACUUGUUAGGGACUGUUCAUAUGAUUACCGAGACGUCUCGCCUAGCGGGACGAAUAUUUCCGUGCGUUCAUAUGCAGUGUUUCGGCAUCGCGCUUGCCGGGAUUACGAUGUUGUCGUAUAAUUAGCGCCUGCAAAACUUAUACAUUUCAGUCGUACAACACAAACAUCAUAGCGAUUUUAGUGUUUUUCUUCAUUUAUGUACAUGAAAAAGCAUUGCUUUGGCUGCAUAUUUAAUACUUGUUUAUAAAACAAACAUAAAACUAAUUUAAAGUGUUAAAUUAAACGGCAAAACUCGAAACUCGGUUGGCUGGGGUGUUCAUAUGGGACAUUUUUCAACCCGCCCACCUAUGAUCUAGCCAAAUUCAAACGAGAUCUCUGCAAGCGGGCCAGCUCGCAUUCUCAUAUAUGAAAACAAUGCAAAAUUUAUAGACCGGGGCUUAACAUUUUCCAGAUAUUCGUUAGAGUAUAAGCAAGCUAUGUAUACAUGCACCCCCUGUUGCGAAAGGUUUCCAAUCGCUACGGUUUCUGUUAGUCAUAAACGCCUGCCAGCAGAAUAUUGUACACUUUGACGGACGGUCCGUCUCAACUACAAAUGACGGACAUUUAAUGUUAACAGAAUUGGCUUAAAGAUUUAAUUUUUUCACAGGACAUUUGUUUAAUCUUCGUCAAGUUCUGAAGGAUGAAAGUUUUGUUGCGUUUAGUGGUUUGUAUCGUUCUGCUCGUUGCGUUCACGACAGCAAGUAUUGUGCAAGGUUCGUAUAUCCUCCUUCAUAUAAACUCGAAUACUGAGCUAUUUUAAUUUAGGUUGUCACAAGUAGUAUAGACAAAUGUGAAAUCUAAGCGCCAAAAGUAUAAUGGGAAUUGGAUAUUUUAUAGCAGGCAUUAAAAUAUGGAAUUUUUACAAGGACACACUUUGCCUUCAGAGGCGUAUUUUUGGUAUAAAUGUGCAGACUCACGAGAACGAGUGCCGAAGCCACAAGUUUAGCGUCGAAGACGCGAGCUUUUAAGGGGGUCUCUGAAGUGGCAUUUCCAGAGUUCUGAGAAAAUUUGCAAAAUCUUUGGCCAUUUUGCGUGGAUUACAUUAAUAUAUUUUCAGUUUAAUAUAUUUUCAAGUACACACUUUUCAAUUUACAAGGGCACAUUCGCCUUUUACAAGGACACAAAGUGUGUACAAGGACACGCUAUUUUAAUGCCUGUUUUAUAGGGUGAAAUGUAUUAUAAAUCAUUAUAACCCCUGGAAAUUGCCAAAACGAAAAAGAGCGUUGAAUUCGAAGGUCGUCAUACUAAAAAAACAACAUUUGCGAGAUAAUGAUCGCGCUGCAUGCAAAACAAAAUAUUUAUGAAUUGGUUUUUAAACAUCAGUUUUGCUUCCCGGAAAGGAAAAUGUUGUUUCAGUGAACAUGUGAUUAAAAUAUUAAGAUUUACAGAUGUUUCCUAUUUUGUCCAUGCAGAUCUUUAGUUCAAUACUAUUUAUAUAUAUGCGAAGGCUAAAGAUAAUCAAAUAUUCCACCCCAUUACAUGACGAAGAUGCGUAAAAUCUAUCCCCAUUAAAUACCGCUGAACAUAUAUUUGCCAACAUCAGAUGAUAAACUGAAAAUCAAGGCGACUUGAGCACAUAAAGCUCUGGCUCUGUCACUCCUGCACUCUGCAAGCCAACCUCUUUAAUUAUAGCUCCGCUUCUAAUAUAAACGUUUCUCCUGCAUGGAUGACCAGAAAUUAGAGCUACUGAUUCACUACAGGAGGAAAUCAUGAUCAAAACCUGAACUGACUCUAUCUUCGUCAUACUGGAUAAGCUCAAUCAGUUCUGAACUGGUCUUCCUAGAGGUCCAGUAAACACCCUCUGGUAUUGAUUCAAUUUUGCCACAGAAGGAAAGCGGAAUGUACUCGGCUUCGAAGCCAGUUAGACAAGCAGGGGCGAAAGACACGUCACUGGCACUGUAGCACUUCCCCUCAUCGGGUCAAUCCUGCCACUAUAAGUCGAGACUUGGGGAUUUAUUUAUAAGUUAGAGAACUGCGAUCUGUGCUGUUUUUAGUCUUGUGCUUCGAGGAUUUUUCUUCACAAAAAAAAAGAUCUUAGGUCUUAGCCAUUGUCAAGCACGGUUAUCAUGAGCCUCUAGUUCAGGUGAAUUAGGCAACCACGCCCUGUGUAAUCAAUCUUAAGCAACUCAUUAUCAACAAUGAUUAAAUGACUCAUUAUCUUUAAAGAUUUAGCUGA
Messenger RNA from Paramuricea clavata, 2914 nucleotides. Lineage: Eukaryota; Metazoa; Cnidaria; Anthozoa; Malacalcyonacea; Plexauridae. The record is from the annotation of a GenBank genome assembly.